AUGGAGAAGUUCAAAGCCGUAGUCUCGAGGAUUGAAAUCCCAGACGGUAUCGCCAUCGACGCCCUGCGGAACACAUUGUGGGUUCGUUCUAAGUUCCGAGAGGACUUAUACGAAAAUCCUACUACGUCACUCCAAGAUGCUAUCGCGCGCUCUGAUAACUUCAUCCGAAUGGAAGAAGAUACUAAUGCCAUUCUCAGCAAGAUGAACACACCCAAAGCUCCAGCGCCGAAGAACGGCAAGAGCUGGAGCAAGAAUAAAGAAAGGAGAGCCCAACGCAAAGCUACAGGCAAAGGUCGACAUAGCGAAACUCAACAACGAGACGACGAGGAGGAUGAUCCGAAGGGUAACGGCGAGGGAGACUCCUCAGCCGACGAAGAGAAACCAGCUAACCGCAGGCGCAUUGAGGUUAUACUCUCUCAGCAAACCUUGUCGUCGAACGACGAGAACGACGACACACCUGUACUCGAAGAUUUGAGAGAUGUUCUGAAACGAAAGUUCGAGUCCGAAGAUAGCAACAGCUCCACGCACAAUGAUCUCCGAACAACGUUGGAUGCACGGAAGUUCCGGCGUAUCUCAACAGGUGACCCCGAUCCCAAAGAGCGCCCAAACGGUGACCUUCGAGAUAAACUCAACGCAGGAGCAUGCGAUCUUUGCAUCCGUCUCAAUCGUUCAAAAUCCACUGACCUCCAAAGGCGUUUGGAGCAAACUAAGACGUCAAGCAACGACACUCCGUCGUCAAAAAAGGACAGCAGCGUAUCAACCGAUUUACGCGCCUUCUUAGACUCUAAGCAAGUAAAAACGCGACAGCAGCUAAAUGUCAUCAUGGGCGCUUCUCCUCCUUGCGGCAACUCUGUUCGCUCUGUCAAGGAUUACCGUCGACAGGUCGCGACUUCGCAGAGGUGGCCGACUAGGCCGCCAAGUCACCCUCUGAUAACUUUUUCGCCGGAUGACGCUGAGGGGAUUUACGUACCCCACAACGACCCUCUUCUUGUCGUCCUUGGAAUUGGGGAGUACGACGUCACCAAGGUCCUCGUUGAUACAGGAAGCUCCGUCGACCUCAUCUUCCGAGGAACUCUGCAGAAGAUGGGAGUCGAUCUCGACGACAUAAAACCGUCCUCCAGAACAUUAACCGGCUUCAACGGAUCCUCCGAAACAAUACUGGGAACAAUCCGCCUUCCGGUAUGCGCAUGUGGAGUCACUCGAACUGUCAAGUUUACCAUUGUAAGCACGAAUGCCCCUUACCACGCUAUACUUGGAACCCCCUUGAUACACUCAAUGCAGACUAUUCCAUCUACUUAUCACCAGUGUGUCAAGUUUCCCGGUACAAACGGAAAAAUCAAAACAUUGCGAGGGGAUCAAAAAGCCGAUAGGGAACUCCUAGUCACCACAGUCAAACUCCAACGAUCGUCUCUAUCGGUUAACUUCGUUUCUCCUCUAACCUCUAAAGUCUGCUCCCAGGAAGGCGAAGUUCUCGAGUUACCUAUUGACGAUACCGAUCCAAGCCGGACCGCAAGGAUUGGUGCGUAUCUGUCUGAAGAUAUGCAGCAGACAGUUCUCAACUUUCUCAAGACGAACGUGUCCACAUUCGCGUGGUCCAUGUCAGACAUGAAAGGAAUUGAUCCGGCUAUAACAACUCACGAACUAAACGUCGACCCGACAUUCAAGCCUAUCCGGAAGAAGCGACGCAAGCUCGGUCCCGACAGGUCAAAGGCAGAAAACGAAGAGGUCGACCGGUUACUCGGCGCUGGCUCAAUUGCUAAGGUGCGCUACCCUGAGUGGUUAGCAAAUCCAGUAGUCGUUAAGAACAAGAACGGGAAGUGGCGCAUCUGCGUCGACUUCACUGACUUAAAUAAAGCCUGCCCAAAGGACAGCUAUCCUCUUCCCAACAUCGACCGUUUAGUCGAGUCCACGGCUGGAAACGAGAUGCUCACCUUCAUGGACACUUUCUCUGGGUACAACCAAAUCAUGAUGCACCCCGACGAUCGCGAAAAGACGGCCUUUAUCACAGAUAGAGGAACCUACUGCUAUAAGGUCAUGCCAUUCGGCUUGAAGAACGCAGGAGCAACCUACCAACGGCUUGUGAACAAUAUGUUCGCAGAUAAGUUGGGCGUCACCAUGGAAGUAUACAUCGAUGACAUGCUUGUCAAGUCGCUACACGCCACUGAUCACCUUCGUCAUUUGCAAGAUUGCUUCGAAACUCUCAACAAAUACGGCAUGAAACUGAACCCAGCAAAGGGCACAUCCACCGACAAAUGCUUGCCAUUCUACGAUCUCCUGCGAGGUAACAAGAGGUUUAUCUGGGAUGAGAAAUGCGAGGAGGCAUUUACUCAACUCAAGCAUUAUUUGACAAAACCACCCGUUCACACCAAGCCAGAUUUCGGCGACGUUCUAUCUCUUUACGUCGCAGUGUCGCAAGCAGCAGUCAGAAGCGUUCUGAUAAAAGAGGACCGUGGUGAGCAAAAGCCAAUCUUCUACAUAAGCAGGCACAUGAACGGACCAGAAACGCGAUACCCAACUCUGGAGAAGAUGGUGCUGGCAGUCGUCGAAGCGGCGAGAAAGCUUCGCCCAUACUUUCAGUCACAUUCGGUGGAAGUAUUAACCGACCAGCCCCUCCAAACGAUACUCCAAAAUACAAACAGGUCCGGAAGACUAACGAAGUGGGCUAUCGAACUCGGUGAGCUUGAUAUCACUUACAAGAACAGAACCGCGGCGAAAUCUCAGGUUCUUGCAGACUUCUUAGUCGAAUUGGCCCCGGAAUUGGAGUGCCGGAGUUCAACUACCGUCCCGACCGGAGAACUGAUCAGACAGUCUUUUAGCUUCGGCUUUCCAGCUUUGAACAAUGAAGCAGAAUACGAAUCUUUGAUCGCUGGACUCCGCUUAGCAAAAGCUGUCAAGGCCAAACGCCUAAGCGCCUACUGCGACUUGCAGUUAGUCGCCAGUCAGUUUAGCGGCGACUACGACGCCCGCAAUGAUCGGAUGGACGCCUACCUCAAGAUAGUACAAGGCUUAGCCGCAGAGUUCGAAUUCUUCGAACUCGUCAAAGUUCCCAGAGGAGAAAAUGUCUGUGCCGACGCCCUCGCAGCCCUUGGAAGCAAGCUUCGGGACCAAGUUAAAUGA
Molecule: messenger RNA, 3117 nt
Organism: Brassica oleracea var. oleracea
Lineage: Eukaryota; Viridiplantae; Streptophyta; Magnoliopsida; Brassicales; Brassicaceae
Exons: 4
Coding region: 1-3117 (1038 amino acids)
Molecular function (GO): nucleic acid binding; RNA-DNA hybrid ribonuclease activity
Source: RefSeq, a predicted model, not a curated record